Molecule: messenger RNA, 2925 nt
Organism: Metschnikowia bicuspidata var. bicuspidata NRRL YB-4993
Lineage: Eukaryota; Fungi; Ascomycota; Pichiomycetes; Serinales; Metschnikowiaceae
Exons: 1
Coding region: 1-2925 (974 amino acids)
Biological process (GO): clathrin-dependent endocytosis; intracellular protein transport
Cellular component (GO): AP-2 adaptor complex; membrane coat
Molecular function (GO): clathrin-cargo adaptor activity
Source: RefSeq, a predicted model, not a curated record
AUGGCCCCCCACAUGAAGGGCUUGCACCAGUUCAUCUCGGACUUGCGCAACGCUGCCGACGCCGCCGAGGAGACGCGGCGCAUCAACGCCGAAAUCCACAACAUCAAAACCAAGCACGCCGGGGGCCUCGACUCGUACCAGAAAAAAAAGUACGUUUGUAAGCUCUUGUACAUCCAGCUCGCCGGCCACGGCGCCGACACCGGCUUUGGCCUCACGCACGCCCUCGACUUGCUUCACGGCCCGCUGUACCUGGAGAAACGCGUGGGCUACCUCGCCGUCUCCAUCCUAUAUACCUACAGCGGCGGCCCCAGGCCCGAGCACCUCGAAGGCUUGGUGGUCCAAACACACGAGUUUGUGGCACGUGACCUCCGCUCCGGCUGCGAGGACACCAACGCGUUGGCGUUGCUGUUCGUGGCCAGCGCGUACGCCGGCGCGCCGCUCCUGGAAACAGGGCCCGCGGCGGAAGCCUGCACCCGCCUCACCGACUUGGUCUACGGGCUCUGCGUGUCGCCCGUGUGCGUCUCCACGGUCAAGAUGCGGGCGCUCGCGGCGCUUCUAGUGUUGGCCCGCGCCCAGCCGCGCUUUGCCGAACACAACGACACAUGGACCCCGCGGCUCUUGGCGUUGCUCGAUGAGCGGGACAUGGGCGUGGUCACGUGCACGGCGCCGUUGGCCGCGUUCUUGUUCCUGCUGGCCCCACACCACGCGCGGGCCGCGGUGCCGCGUGUCGCGGCGCUCUUGGAGGCAAUCUUGGACGACAACACGUGUCCGCCGGCUUAUUUGUACCACGGGGUGCCCGCGCCGUGGCUCGUGGUCAAGCUCUUGCAGCUAGUGGAGCAUGCGUUCACGCACGCGCAGCUCGACGCGGCACGUUUGGACCAGCAGACGCUCGCGCGGCUCCGCCAGGCGGUGCUGACGGCGAUCCACAACGCGACGCAGCCCUCGCCGGGACAGUCUGCCCAUAACGUCCGCUCGGCCGUGCUCUUCCAGGCCGUGUCCAUUGCGCCGUUCCUCGACGCGUCGCGCGAGGCCAUCCACGGCGCCAUCCACGCGUUGGCCCUGCUCCUCGGCACGCCGGAAACCAACACCCGCUACCUCGUGUUGGACGCGCUCGUCAAGCUCUGCGUGCGCUCGCACCGCGCCGCGGUGUUCCUGGAGUACUUCGACCGCAUCGCCGCGUUGCUCCACGACAAGGACGUGUCUGUGCGCAAGAAGACGCUCGACCUCCUCUUUGCCAUGUGUGACGAGCUCACGUACACUCGCGUCACUGCGUGCCUCCUCGACUACUUCCCGCGCGCGGACGUGGGCUUGAAGACUGACGUGCUGGUCAAGGUCGCGGUGUUGGCCGAGCGCUUCGCCACGGACGCGCUCUGGUACGUGUCCACCAUGCUCCGGCUCCUCGCGCUUGGAGGGCUGAGCUCGCGGCCCGUGGCGGGCGUGGAUGGCACGGCCCGCGCGGGCGACGUGUGGGAGCGCAUUCUUCAGAUUGUCGUCAACAACGAGGACUUGCAGAAGACUGCCGCCAAGUAUGUGCUCAACAUUCUCCGCAAACCCGAGACCGAGCCAUCCGAGAGCAUUUUCAAGGUCGCUGCAUUUGUGCUCGGCGAGUUUGGUCACAAGUUGGUGGCCUCCGAGCCCGCGGGCUCCCACUUCGGUCUCGCCAACCAGUUCCAAGUUCUUCUGAGCGCAUACCUGGCCUCAAGUGUACACACCAGGCCCUUGAUCAUGAACGCGUUUCUCAAGUUUGUCAUGCACUUCCCGCACGAGGACUUCGUGCCCGAUGUCUUAGAUUUGUUCGAUGCCGAGUCGUCUUCGCUAGACCUCGAGAUCCAGACACGCGCCCACGAGUACUUGAAGGUUGCAACGUUGCUCACCAGCGGCAAUGAGGCGGAUGCCGCCUUCGCAGCGUCCUUGGUGCAGCCACUUCCGCCUUUUGAGAGCUCGGAAAAUAAACUUAUCACCCACUUGGGUAGCCUCAAAAUCCUCGCAGCGCCGUCCUCGUCUAGCGUUAAUGUGUCCAACAUUCCUCCAGCUAACGCCAACGGCGCUCUUCAACAACGCCUGAGCGCUUCUUUCAGUUUACUCAGCGCAGAAGAUACGGGUCCUGACCCCUUUGGCGACUCGCAAAUCACCAAGGCCCCGCAAUUAUCCCCCAACUGGUACGACGGUUACCACCGGAUGCUCCAGUUCGAUGUCGGUAUUUUCUACGAGGACCAGCUUGUCAAAUUGACUUACCGCAUUGUCCGAGACGGACCUACCUUGCGCAUCACCUUCACAAUCAUCAACAACGCCGCCAAGACGGCUGAAUCAGCGUUAACGGCUUUCACUGUGCACGAUAUCCACAGUUUUGGCCUACAUAACUACUUGGUUAGCAUGCCCAAGAUCCCUGAGCUGAAAAUCCCGCAGAAAUCCACCAUGGAGCUCGAGGUGAAGGUCCGCGAUAUUUUUGGAAGCAAAGACGGCCCUAUUCUCGCCAUGAGCUAUAAAUGCGGCGGCUCAUUCAACACUUUAAAUUUAAAAGUCCCUGUUGUGUUAACAAAGACAUUAUCAGGCACAUCCAUGAGCUCGAUAGACGAGUUCAAGAGGCGAUGGAUUCAAAUUGGAGAAGUGCUAGGUCUCGAAAAGGGAGAAAUGCGUGCCGUAGUAUCUGCUGCUCAUAGGCGUAAUUCUUCGACGCUAGUGAUGAUGCUCCAGAGACUAGGCUUAUCUAUCAUACAGAGCACACCAGAUGACCCACAAUUCAAUAUUCUAGUCACGGCAGCAGGAAUCUUGCGGACGGUGAAGUCGAACUGCGGAGUUUUGGUGACUGUGAAGAGUAUAAGGCCAGACUCCAAUGACCUUGAUGUAAUUGUCAGAAGUACCGGGCCCGGUGUUCCUGCAGUUGUGCAUGAUAUCAUCAGGGAGCUUCUUAAUUACAAACACUAG